This is a messenger RNA of Ipomoea triloba (trilobed morning glory), 2528 nucleotides long. Its product is annotated as solute carrier family 40 member 3, chloroplastic. The record is from RefSeq and is a predicted model, not a curated record. The coding region runs from base 310 to 2073 and encodes 587 amino acids. Gene Ontology annotation, cellular component: membrane. Gene Ontology annotation, biological process: iron ion transmembrane transport. The transcript is spliced from 14 exons. Lineage: Eukaryota; Viridiplantae; Streptophyta; Magnoliopsida; Solanales; Convolvulaceae. Gene Ontology annotation, molecular function: iron ion transmembrane transporter activity.
CCACGUCAGCGUCGAAAUGCCCGCCUUCGAUCCUUUCAUCAACUCUCUUCGUAUUUUCCCAGAUAAGGAAAAACUCCUCCCCUUAAAAUAUUAUUCCGAUAAAAAUUUAUCACUUCUUAUAAUCCAUUUGUUCAGAGCUAUCGGAUUCUCAACCCUAGUUUCCUCCAUUCCGGAACGCCCAGUUUCACGCUUGUUCAGGUAAUUGGUACACCGCCGGAGCAACGCAUUUCCCGGAGGCUGCAUGAGUAGUUUCCGGGCAGAAGGAUCAGCUGAAGCGGAGGAGGACUGGUGCUUCAAGACCGUGUAUCCAUGGGUGUGUUCAUUGUUGCUCAUGCUCACUCACCGGCUCGCCUCACUCUCUGUCAGGCUCGUUCUCCGCCGCCGUCUUGCUUUAGAAUACGCCAUUGCUUCUCUUCUCGUCGAUGGUUGAUUCCCAACUUCACCCCCCUAAGGGUAGAUAAUUUCAAAUCUAGGUGUUCAAUAGCAAAAGCUGACAUCUUUACUGACACAACUGAUGAAGAAGUUCUGGAUAAUUUUGAAUCUGCUGAUUACAAUUGUACAGUUCCUGUUGUUCAUCUCAAGUCUGAUAUUCUUGAUAGUGAAGCACUAGAUCUACUUGCUAAGGGAACAUAUGUCGACACUAUUUUGACAACACUUCCAGUCUUAUCAGAAGAGGAGCAGAAUAUCAUUGCUGCAACUCCUGCUCAUCCAGCAGGAUUAUAUGCUUUGUAUGCCAGUUGCUUCGCUGGAAACUUGGUGGAACAGCUUUGGAGUUUUGCCUGGCCUGCUGCUAUUGCAUUGCUUCAUCCAAGUCUUCUUCCUGUGGCAUCUAUGGGUUUUGUUGCUAAGGUUGCUGUAAUUGUAGGAGGCCCUUUGGUAGGAAAGCUUAUGGAUCAUUUUCCUAGGGUACCUGCAUUUAAUUGUCUAAGUAUUGUUCAGGCAGCUGCUCAGUUGUUGUCAGUUGGAGUGAUCAUUCAUGCCCACAGAUUCCAUGCCACAGCUACACCCUUCCCUCUUUUCCGGCCUUGGUUUGCUGUAUUUGUUCUAGCUGGGGCUGUUGAAAGGCUAUCUGGACUGGCUUUGGGGGUUGCUGUCGAACGUGAUUGGGUUGUUUUGUUAGCAGGUACCAAUCGGCCAGUUGCUCUUGCUCAAGCAAAUGCUGUUCUUAGUCGAAUUGAUCUCUUGUGUGAGGUUGCUGGAGCAGCACUGUUUGGCUUCCUUCUGUCCAAAUAUGAACCUGUGAAAUGCUUAAGACUUACUGCUAGUUUGAUGAUAGGGGCAUUGCCUAUUGUGAUUCUUUUGACAUGGAUAACCAACAAGCUUUCUUCUGGGGUUCUUGACCGUGCUAAAUCUGUGCAAACUUGUUGCCCUUCUUACUCCAGUGAAUCUUUACCAGAAUCUGGAAAUCUAGUGGGGAUGAGUAUAGAAGCUAUCAAGCAUGGGUGGGCUGAAUAUAUCCAGCAGCCUGUUCUUCCAGCAAGCAUGGCCUGUGUGUUAUUAUACUUCAAUGUUGUGCUUGCGCCUGGUAGUUUAAUGACUGCAUUCUUAACACAGCGUGGCCUAAACCCAUCUAUCAUUGGUAGCUUUAGUGUAUUGAGUGCAUUCAUGGGUAUUGCAGCAACUUUUGGGUCUGCAAAGAUGGUUAAGAGAUUUGGCAUUUUAAAGGCUGGAGCAGCUGCCCUGAUAUUGCAGGCGUCACUUUUAAGCACUGCUGUAAUUGUCUAUUGGACUGGAUCUCUUUCUCAGCAGACACAUUUUUUGUUUUUCUUGGGUCUGAUAGUAUUAUCACGGAUAGGGCACAUGUCAUAUGAUGUUGUAGGCGCACAGAUUUUACAAACUGGAAUUCCAGCAUCCAAAGCAAAUCUUAUUGGAACUACGGAGGUUUCCAUUGCAAGUUUAGCAGAGUCUAUAAUGUUGGGGGUUGCUAUAAUUGCGAACGAUGUCUCACAUUUUGGAUUUCUAGCAAUGCUCUCUGUUCUAUCAGUAGUUAGCGCAGCUUGGUUAUACUGUAGAUGGUUGGCAAAUCCAACAGAGACACAAAGGAGUCUUUUCUGUUUUGACCCACAGUUUUAAUAUCAAUAAAGCUGCAAAUUUAGAGUCCAUUAUUUCCAUUUGGUCUCUCCUUGUGAUCCAGCAAAUGACAAGGUCGGGUGCAGGAUGAGAUUUGUCUGCCUGUGCAACAUUUUCCCCAUUGUGCAGCGGUUGCAGAGAUCCUUAUUUUGGUGGUGGAUUGGUUUGCGAGCAGAAUACUUUUUCAGAGAGCUGUGGUACGUUAACCCAUUUAUUUACCUAAUGUUGUAUAAUGUAGCGGCAUGCAAUGGAUGGAUUAGAACUUUGGUGAUACUGUAUAGCAGGUAAUAGGUUAGGUAAUGUUGUGCAUUCAGAUUUCAGAUAUCACCCACCCUACCAUCCAGUGGAUCUUAGAUUUGUAGACACCCACCACUGUACAUAGAGAUAAACAUUCUGUUAAACAUUGAUUCUUUAGAUUGUGUUUUCCUAACAAUGGGAGUGGUUGUUGAUUUGAAGAA